This is a messenger RNA of Cylicostephanus goldi, 417 nucleotides long. The record is from the annotation of a GenBank genome assembly. Lineage: Eukaryota; Metazoa; Nematoda; Chromadorea; Rhabditida; Strongylidae.
AUGGAGGUGAUUAGCCCUAUCCUUACCGAAAGAAUGCGUCGCUUCAACGACGGCGACAUAAUGUUUAAUUUGAUGGCCGUUGUUGGUAAUAUGAUGGAUAAGUACACAAAAAGGCGAGAGGAGAUUCUUGAGGGUAAGGUUACAUUCCCAUCAACAGAUGCAAUGUAUGACGAAUUAGCUGUUGUUGAAAAUAAGAUCGAUGAGGAAGGACAUAAGCUUGACAUGUAUAGGAGAGAAAACGCUAGACGUCGUCACAAUUACCUGCCAUUCAUUGUCGAAAUGCUUCGCAUAUUAGCGAAGGAAGGUCGGCUUGUCCCAUUGGUUGAAAAGGCUCAAACGAAUGCGCGACAGCGACUAAGCCGUGAGAGCAAGCGACAACCUCAACCACAACAGCAGCAACCGCAACAGCAGAGCUGA